Messenger RNA from Stomoxys calcitrans (stable fly), 1442 nucleotides. Its product is annotated as proton-coupled amino acid transporter-like protein CG1139. NCBI's taxonomy places the organism in Eukaryota, Metazoa, Arthropoda, Insecta, Diptera, Muscidae. Gene Ontology annotation, biological process: amino acid transmembrane transport. The coding region runs from base 94 to 1425 and encodes 443 amino acids. Gene Ontology annotation, molecular function: amino acid transmembrane transporter activity. Gene Ontology annotation, cellular component: vacuolar membrane. The record is from RefSeq and is a predicted model, not a curated record. The transcript has 7 exons.
UCAUUUUAUUUUCAAUAUUCAUCCGGCAUAUCUGGCAAAUUUAUUUCUUCUCCAACUUUUUUUUUUAUUGAGCUACCUACCAAGAAACUAAAAAUGGAUUAUGAUCCCUAUCGAAACCGUGAAACCAAAAAUUUGGGCUAUUGCGGCGCUUUUAUGAAUAUGGUGAAAUGUCUCUUUGGCACUGGCAUACUGGCUAGCCCCUUGGCCUUUAGAAAUGUGGGCUGGCUCAUGGGUUUCCUGGCAUCGGCCGCUGUGGUGGCCAUCAUGACCAUAUCGGUGCACAUACUCAUACGAGGCAUGGUGGAAGUUAGUCGCAGACGUCAAGUGCCCUAUAUGUCCUUUCAGAAGGCCAUGUGUGAGGGUCUAAUGGAAGGUCCUGAAUGGUUACAUCGCAAUCGUGUAAUAGCUGAAUAUUUUGUUUUAUUUUUCAUGCUGGGAUUUUAUUUUGGCGUUGGUUCUGUCUAUGUUGUCUUCAUUGCCGAUAGUGUCAAUAAACUAUUGGAGCACUAUUGGUCCAUUGAGCUGGAUAGCCGUCUGAUAAUGUGUCUCGAGAUUAUACCACUCACCAUGAUUUUUAUGAUACGCCGAUUGAAGGCCUUGGUCCCUUUUAGUGCUUUGGCCAAUGUUUUGCUUUUUUCGGCCCUUAUUGCCAUUAUGGGCUACAUAAUAGUCGAUGGAGACAUGCCCGCUUUGGAGGAAAGAGAAGCUAUAAAUGAUUUGGCCGAAAUGCCUCUAUUUGUGGGAACAAUUUUAUUUGGAUGUUCCUCGCUUGGUGUGUUCUUGGCUAUAGAAUCGGAUAUGAUAAAACCAAAGCAAUUUAUAAGUAAAUUUGGUGUACUCAAUGCUGGAAUGUUGAUUAAUUACCUGACCAUGGGAUUAUUUGCCUUUUUGGGCUAUUGGAAGUUUGGUGAUGCCUUGGAGGGAAGCAUUACUCUCAAUAUACCGGAUGAUAUUAUACUAUCUCAAGUUAUUACAAUCACUUAUAUUUUGGCUGUUUUCAUUACAUAUCCUCUUCAAUGUUAUGUUAUUGUGGAUAUACUAUGGAUUAAUGGAGCUGCAACAAAAUAUCCCAGCGAACAACACUUGUGGCGUGAGACAGUUUUGAGAUGUUUCAUUGUUAUGACGACAGUUUUAGUUGCCAUUUGCAUUCCGAAAUUCGAUUUGAUUUUAUCUUUGGUCGGCUGUGUUACUGUGACUAUUCUAAGCAUUUCUUUUCCAGCCGUUUUGGAUAUUUGUCUACGUUUUACCUCUGAUUUUGGUCCUUACAAAAUUUAUCUAUGGCGUGAUUUGUUUUUGUUAAUCUUCGGUGUGGCCUGUUGUAUAUCUGGUAUGAUUGGAGCUAUUUUGGACAUUAUGGGAUCUGGUGGAGAUUAUGCAGUGGACUUUGAAAAAGCAUACAACAUUUCAUUAAAAACAAUCGCUUAAAAUUCAGAAGUUAUGUA